Sphaeroforma arctica JP610 is the source of this 1683-nucleotide messenger RNA. RefSeq lists its product as hypothetical. The transcript has 6 exons. Gene Ontology annotation, cellular component: membrane. The coding region runs from base 206 to 1516 and encodes 436 amino acids. The record is from RefSeq and is a predicted model, not a curated record. Lineage: Eukaryota; Ichthyosporea; Ichthyophonida. Gene Ontology annotation, biological process: zinc ion transmembrane transport. Gene Ontology annotation, molecular function: zinc ion transmembrane transporter activity.
ACUGUACAUUGUACGUAUCAUCUCACUGUAUUUUAAAAAUGUGCAACUACAUAUUGAUAAAAACUUUAGAUCCGAUUUAAGACUUUAUAUGCAGAGAUUCUUUUUUAAAUAUAGUCUGUGGCCUGUGCAAACACACUUUUCAGAAUUUGGUUUGAAGGAGAACGCAAGGAUAGGGCACAUAAUCGCGAAAAAAUAUUAGAGUGCAAUGGCAGAUCAGUAUGCGGCCUGUCCUGACCCUGGGCUAUGUCUACCGGCGGAAGGUGACAACGUACUGCUGGCUUUUGGACUAACAUUUCUGGCCGGUGCAGCAACACUUGUCGGUGCUUGUGUGCCAUUUUUCAGCAAAUUGCAAAACCCGAAGUUUCUAAGCGGCGGCUUGGGGUUGGCCGCUGGUGUGAUGAUUUAUGUCUCCUUUGUUGAGAUAUUCGCCAACAAGACAUUUGCAUAUCUGUGCUGUGUAACCGAAUACUACGUGGCGGCUGGCACCGCUGCCUUCUUCGGGGGUAUGAUUCUAACAGUAGCCUUACACGUCCUCGUGACUUGGGUCCAGGGCUUUGAUAGUCUGAGCACGAAGAAGUCAUUUCUGAGAGUAUUUCGAAUCAAAGAAAAAAGGAGUAAGCUUGAGACCACGGUGGUUGAUGCGAGGGAAUCCUUCAAUCAGCAAAUGGCGGGGGAAGGGGAAUUUGAGGAAAUCGCCGUGGCAGUGCCUAGAAAUAUCUAUGAGUAUUUGAAUCCCUCAGAGGAUAUGUCACCCGCCGUAUCAUUGACACUUAACGAAAACAGCAAUGCUGAAUUCUUGAAGCAGAGAAGCGAAACUUUAGUCUCGCAAACCGCCGACGUAUCAGAAAGGGUGCCCGACCCCAGAGGCAGUAUCGAGACCAUUGAAGUCUCACAACCAAAUGAGGUGGGUGUUGCGGAAGGCUCAAAUGAUGAAAAUGGAGCAAAAGUUGAGAAAAUUAAAAGUGAAAUCGACGCUGGUCCUACUACGGAGCACAACACUAUCACUGUCGAUGGAAGUGUGGAUAAUUCGUUGCUGGAUUUAACAGCCGACAGGGAAAGGCUCACUAAUAUGAGUAUCAUCACUGCGGCCGCCGUCAGUAUCCACAAUUUUCCGGAGGGACUGGCAACAUUCAUAGCAGCAUUAUCUGAUGGUCAACUUGGAGCUAUGAUGGCUAUUUCGAUAGCUCUGCACAACAUUCCUGAGGGUAUAGUGGUUGCAAUGCCCAUUUACUAUGCUACGGGAAGCAAGUGGAAAGGUUUCUUCUGGGCGGCGAUGUCCGGUUUCAGUGAAGUAGUGGGCGCUUUCUUUGGUUGGCUGAUACUUAAGGAUACCAUGGGUCCUACGACUUUUGGAGUUCUAUUUGGAAUGGUCGCGGGAAUGAUGGUCUAUAUUGCUUUUCAGGAAUUACUACCAACCGCUUUGAAGUAUGACCCAGCGAAUUCUGUUGCAUCACCAUCGGCAUUCUGUGGAAUGCUCGUGAUUGCCAUUAGUUUAGUUGCAUUUACAUUCGUCUAAUACAGAAAAAUAUAUUGGGCAUCACUCCGCUGGAAUAACUGCUGAAUAGGCUGAAAAGAAGAUAAUUUAUUGGUGUGUACACAAAUGAUGCACCCAACAUACCAAUCACCAAAAAACACAAACUUAGUCCAACAAUUAAAAACAGCCAUCAAACGAUGGAAAUGCUA